Oncorhynchus masou masou (cherry salmon) is the source of this 4605-nucleotide messenger RNA. Its product is annotated as aspartyl/asparaginyl beta-hydroxylase-like. Gene Ontology annotation, molecular function: protein binding; peptidyl-aspartic acid 3-dioxygenase activity. Gene Ontology annotation, biological process: peptidyl-aspartic acid hydroxylation. Bases 157 to 2394 code for a protein of 745 amino acids. The record is from RefSeq and is a predicted model, not a curated record. NCBI's taxonomy places the organism in Eukaryota, Metazoa, Chordata, Actinopteri, Salmoniformes, Salmonidae. The transcript is spliced from 21 exons. Gene Ontology annotation, cellular component: endoplasmic reticulum; membrane.
AUAUUUGUUUGACAGCUCUAAAAAUAGUUCCCCGGACCAGUUUGGCCUUAUCAAGUUCCAGCUGACUUCUACAACUGAUACAGGCAGGGGGGAUUUGUCAGAAACUAGGAAAAAUCGAGGAGUUCUCUCAUCGUGGAUCCCACUUCAUCUGACCUGAUGGAGGAAACUGUGUUGGAGAAACCUAUCUGUGAAGAAGCCAUAUUGGCUGAAGAAAUCCCAGAGGUGAAGCCUGCAGCAAUGGUGAAUAAGAAUGGUGUGAAAGCGGAGGCUGCUACUGCUAGUGGGGGUGGGGGUGUUGCUAGUGGGGGUGUUGCUAGUGGGGGUGGAGGUGCUGCUACUGGUUUUAGCGGCACUAAGAUCUUCACCUGGUUCAUGGUUCUGGCUCUGUUGGGGGUGUGGAGCUCCGUGGCCGUGGUGUGGUUAGAUCUGGUGGACUACGACAACGUCAUUGCGAGAGCAAAGGAAUUCCCUUUGAACUUUUCAGAGGUUUUACAAGGUAAACUUUCAGCGUAUGACGCAGAUGGCGACGGUGACUUCGAUGUGGAGGACGCCAAAGUACUACUUGACGAGAAAGAGGUCAAAACUGCUGCUCCCAAAAAGGAAACGCUGAAAAAAGGAGUGAAAGAGAGGCCGGUUUCUCUGGUGCAGAAGGAAGACAAGGAAGAAUCUGCUGUGGAAGAACAAACCGAGCCCAUUGUGGAGGAAGUCAUCCAGACAACAGAGGGGUCUGAGGAAGAAGGUCAGCUUCCACCGAACCCAUCACAGGAGCAGCAGGCCCCUGAAGGUGAGAGUCCGGACGGAGUGGGAACUCCAGCCAAAUCAGAAGAUGCAACUGAGGAAUCUUUUGAGGGGAAACUGGCGGUUGAGGCAGGAUCGUUUGAGGCUGAGGCUGCUGUCCAGGUAGAGGAAAAGGCUGAAUCAGAACCAGAGGCUAACGUGGAAUCUGUUCCGGAACUGGAAACUGUCCCAGAACUGAAAGCUGAAGCUGUCCCAGAACUGAAAGAGGAGCCAGUGGCAGUAGAGAAGAAAACAACACAGGAAGAUUCAGAAGGAAAUGCAGAGGACCAACCAGAGGAUAUGCUCAAAUACAAAGCCAAGAAGAAGAAGCCUAAACUCCUGAAUACAUUUGAGAAAACAAUCAAGACGGAUAUUGACGCGGCUGAGAAGUUACGUAAAAAGGGGAAAGUGGAGGAGGCUGUCCGGGCUUUUGACACUCUAGUUCAGCAGUACCCCCAGAGUCCAAGGUGUCGCUAUGGGAAAGCCCUGGCCGAAGAUGACCUGGCAGAGAAGAUGCGCAGCAACGACAUGCUGCAGAAGGCCCUCAGCACAUACAAGGAGGCAUCAGAGCUGCCCAACGCCACGCCUGACCUCAUCAAGGCCACACUGAAGAAACGGGCCGAGCGUCAGCAGUUCUUAGGUCGUAUGAGGGGUGCCUUAGCCACGUUGGAGAAGCUGGUACAGAUCUUCCCUGAGGACAUGGCCCUGAAGAACGAUCUGGGCGUGGCUCACCUGCUCAUCGGAGACAACAAGAGCGCCAAGAGGGUCUACGAGGAGGUGUUGGUCAUUGCACCAAGUAACGGCUUUGCUAAAGUCCAUUACGGCUUCAUCCUCAAAUCAGAAAAUAAGAUAGCAGAGAGCAUCCCAUUCCUCAGGGAUGGUUUGGAAUCAGGGGACCCUGGCACAGACGACGGCAGAUUUUACUUCCACCUCGGAGACGCUUUGCAAAGAAUGGGAGACGACAGUGCCUACAAGUGGUAUGAGAGAGGGCACCAGAGAGGUCACUUUGCCUCCGUAUGGCAGCGAUCUCUCUACAAUGUGGACGGUAUCAAAGCCCAGCCGUGGUGGACGCCCAAGGACACUGGCUAUAUGGAUCUAAUCAAGACCCUGGAGAGGAACUGGAGAACCAUUAGGGACGAGGCCCUGUCAGUGAUGGAUAAAACCACCGGCCUCUUUGUUCCAGAAGAGGAGAACCUCAGAGAAAAAGGGGAGUGGGGCCAGUUCACACUCUGGCAGCAAGGCAAGAAGGCAGGGGAGUCCUGCCAUAGUGUUCCAAAGACCUGUGGCCUGUUGGAGCGCUACCCAGAGGCAACAGGCUGCAAGAGAGGACAGAUCAAGUUCUCGGUGAUGCAGCCUGGUACUCACGUCUGGCCCCACACGGGGCCCACGAAUUGUCGCCUGCGCAUGCACCUGGGCCUGGUCAUCCCCAAGACAGGCUGCAAGAUCAGGUGCACCAACGACACCAGGGCUUGGGAGGAGGGGAAAGUGCUCAUCUUUGAUGACUCCUUUGAGCACGAGGUGUGGCAGGACGCCGACAGCUACCGGCUCAUCUUCAUCGUGGAUGUGUGGCACCCCGAGCUCACCCAGUACCAACGGCAGACUCUCUCCCCCAUUUAAAGGAUGUAUGGUAAAAUGACUGACAGACAGACUGUCAUCUACUGGAGUGCUGGGGUUAACACUCAUAAGAACGGAAGGGUCCAUAGUAUCUGGUCUCUGUCUGUCCACACAUUCCUUCACAUUCGGCCAUUUUAGGUCAAAGGUGACAAAUGUGACACUUGUCCUUGCUCAGUCAAGGACUUCAUUUUGGAACCGUCUAGAAGAGUUACUGAAGGCCCUGUCAGAUUGGAAAAAGCCUUUGUGACACUUUGGAACACUGACUGCUAACUGUGGUACUCGACCAACUUGGUUUUUAGGCCAAAAUGUGGACAUACGGUAAGGUGUGGGUUUAAUAUCACAUAGGCUGUGUUGUAAAUGUAUCACAAGUGCAUUCUUGUUUUUCAUUAGUCAACCAAAGUGCCAUGUGUCUGAAACAUACCUAACAUACAAACGGUAACUGAACAAAACUUUAGUAUUGCGAUUAGUGAGUUUACUGUUGUAUAGUUACUGAUAUCAUUUCUUAAAGAGAUCGUUUUCCUGGUUUUUAUCCCAAUCUUAAUCGUUUUCUUUCCUCAAGAAAAGUUAUUUGAUGAUUUUCAUGUUCAAGUCUUCAAAAACGUGAGGUAAGGACACAAAUAAGAUUAGAGUAACACGGAAAACUAUCCCGUUAAGAUGUUGCUAAGCUAGCUAAACCUCUGCUAGCUGUUGUUUCUCUAACACUUGAUUGGUUAUUACACAGCUCUUAUUGCAUGUAAUGGUCAUGCAUUAACUUCAUGUUACUUCCAUAGCUUUAUACAGUAAUCUGCAUCUUACUUUAUUUUGGGGUUCUAUUUUUAGUAAUACAGAAACACUGCUUAUUAGGUCAUUCCAUUUAACUCGUAUGAUUUUCGCAUGUCACUUUAGAUUAAUAGAUGGGACAUCACAAUGCCAAGAAUGUUUUUAUUGCAGAAUUAAUAUUGUAAAAAAAAAAACACAUUUUUGUACGCUGACAUAUUUUCAACUGUGCCUUGACCUGGGAGCACACACAGCCCAUUAUACUCAACAGGCUUGUCUCUGUAAUUUAAAGUCCUGCCAAACUUGUGAAUUUACAUUCUUAAAUGUAUCAAAUAUGAACAUUUUGACUGAAGGCAUAUAUUUUGUACAUGCAUAACAUUUGAAUGUUUUAUAAAAUGCUAAUUUCCCUGUGUAAAGGUUAGGCAGGAGCAUGUUGAAUGUACACCAGUCUUGUCACACUGCAUUCCAAACCUGGGUCAAAAACCAAUGUCAAAUACUUCCCAAUACUUCAAAUGCGCUUAAUUUAGUUUGCCUUGUACAAUGGAAUAGUCCCUAAGAGGAGAAUCUGAGAUAAAUAAAGUGCACUACAUAGGCUAUUCUUGAGUAUUAGAAAGCAUUUCACCCAGGUCUGCUGCAUUCCAGGUAUAGCAAAGCUGACUAGAAGGGGUCUUUGCUUGACCAAUGUUGAUUUUCAAAAGGAAAAAGAAAUGCCGAAGCAUAUUCUUCUAGAUGUUGUUAUUUAAUCACUCUCUAUGUGCGUUGGUAAUCCGCUUCAUCGCAGCAAUGAAAUCAUGUCCAAAUCAGUCCAGUGGGAUUCUGCUGAGUUCAUGUGCUAUCAGAAUAUUCAGAAACUCAGGACUAAGAAAUUCCUGGCAAGCCCGCUGACUCAUCAUAGCUACCUGUUUCAGAUGUCCAAAACCGCUCAUACUGAUCUUACGGGUAGGAAAUACAGGAAACUGGGGUAACAUCAAUGUACCCCACGUUUCCUACUUCAGAGGAGUAUGUAAACAUAUCAUAAUGCCAUGGGUCGGAAUCAUUCGUCAGGACUAUUGGAUGUCAUCCUGUCUGCCCAAAAAAGGAUGAACUUUUCACCCAAGUGUGGCUGUCUGUCAUGGACAUGGGUGUCUUGGGGUUCUGUUUAGGCUGUGAUAACACAUUCAAGUUAUCCUCCUGACUCCAAAAUAGUUUCUUAGUUACAAUGCUGUAGUAAAUCAAGCACGUUCACAAAAGCCACAUCGUUUGAGAAUUAUUUCACCUUUUGUGGUACUCUGUUAUGAAUCUAUCACUUUUUGUAGUGUUGAAAUCACUGAACUGUUCCAUCUGUUGUAACUUGGCCUGCCAAGUAAGUAAUGCAUCUUUCAAUUCUAUUUUGUAUGUUGUAAUUAGUUGCACUGAAUAAUUGUAAACUAAAUAGCUUCUUUUCAGUAAAUGAAAAAUGAGGUCAAAAUGGUGUCAAGU